Messenger RNA from Solanum lycopersicum (tomato), 852 nucleotides. Lineage: Eukaryota; Viridiplantae; Streptophyta; Magnoliopsida; Solanales; Solanaceae. The record is from RefSeq and is a predicted model, not a curated record.
AUGAUUGUCUUGAACUCUAGUGAAUUGGUUGGUCCAUUGUCACCAGCAGUUGGUAAUCUUAGUUUCCUCAGGGUACUCUGGCUCAGCAGAAACAGUUUCACUGGCCAAAUCCCUGGAGAGAUAGGAAAGCUAUCGAGAUUACGGAGGUUGAACAUAGCAAACAAUUCAUUUUCUGGUGAAAUACCAACAAACAUAUCGCGGUGCUCCAAUCUCAAUUAUAUUCAUUUAGGUGAUAAUCAAUUACAUGGAAAGAUACCUGAUAUUUUUGGUGGACUAAGAAAUUUGGUGUUUCUUGAUUUUGCUUUGAAUUAUCUGUCUGGCGGAAAUAUUCCCAUAGAGAUUUUACAGCUUGAAAACCUGCAAGUACUUGGUCUUGAGAAAAAUAAUUUUACUGGUAUGACUCCUGAGUCUAUUGGACAACAAAGGAAACUUAGAAGGUUAUACUUUGACCACAACAGAUUUUCAGGUGAGAUUCCACAUUCUCUUGGAAACUUGACGAGGUUGAUUGAACUAGAUUUGGGAUCAAACAAGUUGCAAGGUACUGUGCCUUCAAGUCUUGGAAGCUGCAAGUUCUUAUCACGUUUGUAUCUGAAUGGAAAUCAACUUAGUGGUCUUAUACCGAAAGAACUGUUUGAGCUCUCCCUUAUAGAGUUUGAUCUCUCAAACAACCACUUGACAGGGCAUUUUCCUGUAGGGAUUGGCUCUGGAAACUUGACUAGAUUGAUAAACUUGAUCUACAUGAACCAUUCAUAUAAGAAUUUAUCAGGGAGGAUCCCAAAGUUUCUGGAUGAACUUGUCACCUUGCAGUUCUUAAGUUUGUCUUAUAAUGAUUUGGAGGAUGAGGUACCUUAG